AUGAUGCGGAGGUCUUCAAUUAAAAUUGUUGGAUUGGCCAUUCUACUGGCGCUGAACUUUGCCAGUGCGAUGCGUGAAGAAGACAAAGGUCCUGCUAGCAAGGUGGAAAUCCUGCCUUCUUUUUGGGAGCGACUUGCAAGGGAAAGAAUUCAACGAUCCAACACAUACUACCGAGAACCGACCAAACCAGCUAAGAAUGUGAUCCUCUUUCUCGGUGAUGGCAUGGGUAUACCCACAGUUUCUGCUGGAAGAUUCUUCAAAGCUGAGGUGGAGGGGAGAAUGGGUGCCGCUAAUCCAUUGAUGGAUUUCGAGGACUGGCCCUUCCACACCCUCUGUCGUACCUACGAUCUGCACACAGAAGUCACUGAUUCUGCCAGUUCUGCAACUGCCUAUCUUGGUGGUUCGUUGAUAUUAAAAAAUGGCCAUGUACGAAGGGAUGGUAAAGUGAACCAACAGACCGUGGUUGGCAAUGACGAUAAUCGACUUAGAGAGUGCGAACCACAGUUGCACUAUCCUUUCAACAAAUGUGACAUCUGUAUUUCAGGCACAAAAACUACCACUGGUGUGAUUGGUUUGACUGGUGAUGUUAGACCCAAGGAAUGCAGAGAGUAUAAGGAGGAGGAGAAGAUUGACUCAGUUUUGAAGGCUGCUAUUCGUGCUGGAAAGGCCACUGGUCUUGUGACCACCUCUCGAAUCACUCAUGCCUCGCCAGCCGUGGAAAAGUGUAUUGUUGAUAUGGCUAAAGAUUGCAAAUCAGAGAAGGACAGUCCAAAAGAUAUUGCUAGACAAUUGCUUGAAGAAAAUCCCGAAAUCAAUGUUAUUAUCGGUGGAGGUUCUGCCAUGUUCUAUCCUAAAGAAGCCAAAGGUCUCCGUAGUGAUGGACGAUACAUUGCUGAAGAAUGGCUCCAGCUCAUGCAAAGUCUCGGUCGAAACGCCAAGCUUGUUAACAACUCAAAAGAAUUCAUGAAAGCAAACGUUACCAGUGCCGAUUAUCUUGUUGGUCUUUUGUCGCCUUCCCACAUGCCCUACGAGGCGGAUAGAGACCCCGAUGAAGCAUCUAUAGUGAAUAUGACAACUGCAGCCGUUGAAAUACUCUCACGUCAACCCAAUGUAUUUGAAGAGGCCAUUCGCGAGGCUUUAAAGAUGGUUGAUUUGGAGGAGACGCUGGUUAUCCUCACAGCCGACCACUCCCAUUCCUUCCAUCUCGUUGGCGAACCACGCAGACUUUCUAGUCUUCUAGAUCUUGACGAAGGCUAUGGUCCCAUCGCAUUUGACGGCAAGGGUAUGACCCCUCUCAUCUACUCCUCAGGUCCAGCAGGAAAAGUGAAUACGACUCGUGAUGAUCUCAAUAGCCCUAGCAUCAAAGCUAAACUCCACGAUAAGGAGUUCAGACAACCCGCGUUAGUUCCACUUUACUCAUCCACCCACGCAGGAGAAGACGUCGGUGUCUACGCAACUGGUGUCUUCAGUCAGCUCUUCCACUCCACUGUGGACAAUACAUUCAUUGCCCAAUCAAUGAAGUACGCAAUGUGCCUUACUCCCUUCGAGACAGAAGCACACUGCAUCAACGCGUCUGCAACUCUCGGGUUCUCAGCUCUUUCCAUUAUUCUGAGCCUCCUCGUUACCAGAUACAAUCUCUGUUAG
This is a messenger RNA of Rodentolepis nana, 1644 nucleotides long. The record is from the annotation of a GenBank genome assembly. NCBI's taxonomy places the organism in Eukaryota, Metazoa, Platyhelminthes, Cestoda, Cyclophyllidea, Hymenolepididae.